Messenger RNA from Camelina sativa (false flax), 1367 nucleotides. RefSeq names its product uricase. Gene Ontology annotation, molecular function: urate oxidase activity. The record is from RefSeq and is a predicted model, not a curated record. Gene Ontology annotation, biological process: purine nucleobase catabolic process; urate catabolic process. Lineage: Eukaryota; Viridiplantae; Streptophyta; Magnoliopsida; Brassicales; Brassicaceae. Gene Ontology annotation, cellular component: peroxisome.
AACUAAACUCUCUCACGCAAUCUUCUUCUUCGAUCUAACGUCAAUACUCAAUCGAAUCCGUCAUCAUCAUCGAUCUCACCUCUAACGCAUCUCAGAUCUCUCAUCUUCGAUCACUCACAGUCUCAAAGAUAAUCUCUCUCAGUCCUUUCUUCGUCGCGAUCGACACUCAAGCUUCCACGGAAGAGUAAAGAGAGCUUACUGUUACAGGAAUGGCACAAGAAGCAGAUGGGAUCAGAUUGGAGCAGAAACAUGGGAAGGCUCGAGUGAGAGUUGGGAGAGUUUGGCGAGAUGGUCAUGAUGGAUCUCAUCACUUUGUUGAGUGGAACGUUAGUAUCAGUCUUCUCUCUCACUGUCUCUCUUCUUACUACCGUGAUGAUAACUCCGAUAUUGUCGCCACUGAUACCAUGAAAAACACUUGGUUUUGGCCAAUCUUCUAUGUUGGGAUGAAGGUUUAUGUGAAAGCCAAGGAAUGUGAAGAUCGACUCUCGGUGGAAGAAUUUUCCAUACUUAUUGGUAAACACUUUUGCUCAUUUUAUCCACAGGUUUAUACUGCUAUCGUAAAUAUCAUUGAGAAACCCUGGGAGCGUGUAUCCAUCGGUGGUAAACCACAUUUACAUGGUUUCAAGCUUGGAUCAGAGACUCAUACUGUGGAGGCACGAGUAGAAAAGUCUGGUGCACUAAACUUAAAUUCUGGUAUUGCAGGAUUAGCUCUACUGAAGACAACCCAGUCAGGAUUUGAGAGGUUUGUCAGAGACAAAUACACCAUUCUGCCUGAAACACGAGAGAGAAUGCUGGCGACAGAGGUGAAUGCAUCGUGGAGGUACUCGUACGAUUCAGUUGCAAGCAUCCCAACAAAAGGACUCUACUUCAGCGAGAACUUCAUGGAUGUAAAGAAAGUUCUGAUGGAGACAUUCUUUGGUCCUCCAGAAACUGGUGUGUAUAGCCCUUCAGUCCAACGCACUCUCUAUCUUAUGGGAAGCGCUGUACUCAGAAGGUUCACUGAUGUAUCAUCGAUUCACCUGAAAAUGCCAAAUAUACACUUUCUACCUGUAAACCUUUCAACCAAGGAAAACCCUUCAAUGGUGAAGUUUAAAGAUGAUGUGUACCUGCCAACCGAUGAACCUCAUGGAUCUAUAGAAGCGACCGUAAGCCGCGUAACCUCGAAACUGUAAGGUUUAGGACAAUACAAGGACAAUCUAAAGACUAUUUCACAAGUAAGAGAGGGCCACAUUGUGUUGUAUUUUGUAAAAUUAUGGUUUCAGCUAAGUUUUACUUGUGUGUGUUCGUACAACAGAACCUCUUCGUCUACUCUUUUUUUUUUAAUCGUUUUACAAAGGUUUUAAUCGUUAUAUCUUAUUUGGAUUUUC